Rhodamnia argentea is the source of this 581-nucleotide messenger RNA. Its product is annotated as brassinosteroid-responsive RING protein 1-like. Gene Ontology annotation, molecular function: ubiquitin protein ligase activity. The record is from RefSeq and is a predicted model, not a curated record. The coding region runs from base 13 to 522 and encodes 169 amino acids. NCBI's taxonomy places the organism in Eukaryota, Viridiplantae, Streptophyta, Magnoliopsida, Myrtales, Myrtaceae. Gene Ontology annotation, biological process: protein ubiquitination. The transcript has a single exon.
CACCCCACGAACAUGGGCUUCCCAGUAUGUUACACCGACCUCCUCCUCCCAAACCUCUUCCUCCGCACUUUCUCUCUCUUCGCCCCCCUCCGAACCGCCGUCCACUUCCUCCUCCGCCUGCCCGGGCUCCUCGAGCCCGACCCCACCCCGCUCCAGGAACCCGAGUCCCUCUACUCCUCCUCGGUCUCGCCGUCCCUGACCUUGAUGCGCGAGCUCCUCCCGGUGGUCAGAUUCUCGGACCUGGCCGACGGCUGCCCGGACCCGCCCGAGAGCGCCUGCUCCGUCUGCCUGCAUGACUUCGAGGCGGACGACGAGAUCCGGCGGCUGCUGAACUGCCGGCACGUGUUCCACUGGGGCUGCCUGGAUCGUUGGAUAGGGUACGCCCGGAGGACGUGCCCGCUGUGCCGGGCUCCGGUCGUGCCCGAUGAGGUGGAGGGGCCGAUCAACGAGAGGCUCUGGGCUGCUUCUGGGGUCCCUGAAUUGCACGAGGACUCUUAUGGAGACGCCCGUCAUGGUUUGUAGCAAUCUAAUCAAACCAGAAAGCUUUUCUCUUCCAAGAACUUUCCUUUUUGGGGUCUUGA